Molecule: messenger RNA, 528 nt
Organism: Postia placenta MAD-698-R-SB12
Lineage: Eukaryota; Fungi; Basidiomycota; Agaricomycetes; Polyporales; Adustoporiaceae
Exons: 5
Coding region: 1-528 (175 amino acids)
Source: RefSeq, a predicted model, not a curated record
AUGGGCGAAGGCGAGUCGGGGGACCCGCAAAUACCCACCGGCGUCUUCUACUUCAUCUUUGACGUCGAAGACGCCCCGGUCAUCUUCACCGCCAUCACCUGCUUCUUUGUUGGUGGGAUAGUGAGCGAGUUCGUCCAGUCAAUGCUCCCGGCAAAUCUCCUUGGCUCCAGUCUCGGCCUGUAUAUCGCCUAUCAUCUCGAGCGAUACUAUCGCCACAGACGGGAGAUAUCGCGGCUGUACCAACCGCUCAACGAUGAUGUCGGCCUAUCUGAGGAUGACGACGACAUGGAAGGGAGUUCGAUGCAGCUUCUGCCGACCCACAUUCAAAAUACCUCAUCUCACAAUGCAGCAAAGGCUACCGCGGCAAAGCCUGGCGGGCUCAUCCGUUUGGAGAACGUUUGGGACGAGGGUGAAGAGCUCUUUGGUAUUGGCGAUGAUACUGACGAUGAGGGAGAUGCUCAUGUUCGAAUACCUACGUCGAAGCCAGCUACGCCGAAGAUCGUCGUCACCGAUGCAGAGGAACCUUGA